Messenger RNA from Nothobranchius furzeri (turquoise killifish), 1720 nucleotides. RefSeq names its product synaptic vesicle membrane protein VAT-1 homolog. Gene Ontology annotation, molecular function: oxidoreductase activity. The record is from RefSeq and is a predicted model, not a curated record. Lineage: Eukaryota; Metazoa; Chordata; Actinopteri; Cyprinodontiformes; Nothobranchiidae. Gene Ontology annotation, biological process: negative regulation of mitochondrial fusion. Gene Ontology annotation, cellular component: mitochondrial outer membrane.
UUUAGUGACCACUGGUUGAGUGGAGCGCACGCAGGAAAUCAGAGACAUGCUCAGUUUUGCAAACGAGUCGGCUUUGCAUCUUCUCUGUGAGAAAUAUUUCUAAAAAAGUAAAAUAACUACAGCUAGUUGGUUAUUUUAUUCUCUUUCGGGGGAUUAUUCAGACAACAAAUAACGAAAGAAAAAGCCGGACAUAGAGGAAGUAUUGACCCGAACUGUAAAUCUUUAGAAAGUGCUCAUGAUGUCUGGUGAAGAGGCUCCAACCCAACAGCAGGAACCCGAGCAGGUGAAGAAGACCGACGAACCUCCUCCUGCCGCCCCAGAACCGCAGCUGGAGCCGGAGAGCAGCAGCAGCCCGACUCCAACCGAGGAGGAGAAGCCCCUCUCCUCCAGAGCUCUGGUCCUGACGGGAUAUGGAGGCUACGAGAAAAUCAAGCUGCAGGUGAAGACCUUGAAGAAGCCUCAGCUGAAGCCCGGAGAGGUGCUGGUCCGAGUCAAGGCGUGUGGGCUGAACUUCGCCGAGCUGCUGGGCAAACAGGGGCUGUACGACCUGCUGCCCGCCCCACCCGUCAUCAUGGGGAUGGAGGGCUCCGGGGUCAUCGAAGCCGUGGCGGAUGAUGUGAAGGACAGAAAAGUGGGAGAUCGGGUUAUCGCGAUGGACCGCUGUGGCAUGUGGCAGGAGCUAGUCGUCGUCCUGGCUAAGCGCACCUACCCCAUGCCUGAUGAGAUGAGUUUUGAAGAAGCUGCUGCUCUUCCCAUUAAUUACAUGACAGCGUACAUGAUGCUGUUUGAGAUGGCCAACCUCAGGCCAGGAAAAAGUGUUCUCAUUCACAUGGCUGCUGGUGGUGUGGGUAUUGCUGCUACCCAGUUGUGUCAGACUGUGCAGGAUGUGACUGUCUUUGGCACUGCAUCGGCUUCAAAACACGAGACGAUCAGCCAGGGAGGGGUAACUCACCCCAUUGACUACCGCACCAAAGACUACGUGACUGAAAUCCGGAAAAACAGCCCAAAGGGAGUUGAUAUAGUCCUGGACCCACUUGGUGGUUCUGACACCCAAAAAGGCUUUGGUUUGCUCAAACCUCUGGGCAUGAUUAUAGCCUUUGGUGCAGCUAACUGUGUGACAGGUCAGAAAAAGAACCUGCUGGCCAUGGCAAAGACCUGGUACAACCAACUGUCUCUCAACACCCUGAAACUGAUGCAGACCAACAAGGCCAUCUCCGGCUUCCAUCUGGGCUACAUCGAUGACGAGGAGCUGUUUGAUGGGACGAUUUUUAAGCUGCUGGAGCUCUACAAGCAGGGAAAGAUCAAACCACGCAUCGACUCCUGCUAUCACUUUGAGGAGGUGGCUGAAGCCAUGAAGCGCAUGCAUGAACGCCAAAACAUCGGGAAAGUCAUUCUCCUUCCAGAACCAAAAAAGAGGGAAGAGAAGCCAAAGUCCAACGCAGACGCCGUGGAAAAAAACGAAGCUGCCAUCAACGAGAAGAAAGAGGAGCCUGCAGAGGAAGUUAAGGCAGAGCAGGAUUGAGUUAAUGUGAAAGGUGUUUUCAGCAACAUUUCAGUCCAGUUUUACAGUCAGAAAAAGAAGCAAGUUGCCAUGAAUUCAGUGAUUUUUGUCAGUAUUCAGAUGCCUGAUGUUUUGUUGUGCAAUAUGUCAAUAGUGCAGAGUCUUGUUAGGAACACUUUGUAUUUUGAAAUAAAGAAUGAUUUUUCUGAUGCACCAUUA